Messenger RNA from Pogonomyrmex barbatus (red harvester ant), 1611 nucleotides. RefSeq names its product pyroglutamyl-peptidase 1. The record is from RefSeq and is a predicted model, not a curated record. Lineage: Eukaryota; Metazoa; Arthropoda; Insecta; Hymenoptera; Formicidae. Gene Ontology annotation, cellular component: cytosol. Gene Ontology annotation, biological process: proteolysis. Gene Ontology annotation, molecular function: pyroglutamyl-peptidase activity.
AAUUACUACUAUAAUAUUAUAUUCUUGUGUUAUAAAUACGUGAAAAUUUGUUGUGUUUAGUCAUUCAAAAAUAUGAUGCUAUAAAACUUGAUAAUUUUGUUUGUAAAGCGGCUCUAAUUUCAAAUAAUCAAUAAUUAUGAGAGAUAGCUUGAACUUUUAUGAUUUGACUUGAGACGAGCUUGAACUUUUAUGAUUCGAGUCUUUCGAGAAACAAUGUUACGAUUCUCGAAAUCGAAACGAUCGAAAGAAUGGACCAAAGCAACAAUCGAAUCCGCUCAUUCUAGUUGUGCCGAAUUGAAACAAGUAUACGUUUGAUUAUGUAGAGUGCAAUAUUUCUCUUCUUCUAAUCGUUUUCCCAAUACUCGGUUGUUUUGACAAAUGUAUAUACAUACUUUAGUAUAAGAUAUGAUAAUCCAGAGAUAUACAGUUGGAUAUCGUUCAAUAUGCGUCCCACGCGCGAUAUUUGUAGAUUUAUAAAUUUACUUGCAUGCAAUCGCGAAUGUUCGAACGAAAUUUUCUGACAACGUCAGUUAUUCCGUAAUCAUCGGACAAACUUAUUCAAUGUGAUUCGCAUUAAGUUAAUAAAUCAUUCGCAGACCUGGCUCGAUGUGAUAGAUAUCAGUCUCGCGAUAACGCAACGCUUUGAGAUAAGAAAUUAAAUUACAAAUAGUUGAAUUAAACAUUUUCAAGUUGACUAGAACCGGGGGUACAUUGUUGAAUCCGUUUGCAUUUACAAAAUGAAUGAUCCCAAAUGCACAAUUGUAGUAACUGGCUUCGGCCCAUUUGGCACACAUAUGGUCAACGCUAGUUGGGAAGCGGUGAAAGAAUUGCAGAAGCUAUGGGCGAAUUCUGUAGAAUUUUCUAAUGUCAAACUGAUCGCAGAAGAAAUUCCGGUCUCCUAUGAUUACGUAUCCAUCUAUAUCCCUCAGCUCUGGAAAAAAUACAAUCCAUCAAUUGUCCUACACGUAGGUGUAUCUAGCAAAGCUAAAUCUUUGACGAUAGAGCAUCAUGCUUGCAGCAACGGUUAUGUUAGGUUUGACAUAUGUAAUAAACGUCCGGAUGAAACGGAUGUUAAAUGCAACAUUCUGGAAACUGGGAUUGAUAUUGAAGAGCUUUGUGAUAACAUAAAUAAAAAUUUUGAAAGAAAUAGUUGUACAGCUUGCCUCUCGUAUAAUGCCGGUAGAUAUUUGUGCGAAUAUAUAUUUUAUCAAUCUCUUUCUGUUGAACCGACAAAGACUCUGUUUGUGCAUGUCCCAGAUUUCGACACGUACUCCAGUAUACAAACUGCAAACGGUUUAUAUGACAUUUUAAGUUAUUUAAUAAGAAACUUGAAACUUAACUAACAAUUGUAUUUGCUAAACUGCCAAUAACUAAUAAUAGAGAAUAAUAAAAUUUUAUAAAAAUCCUGUAUAUUCAGCAUAUUUCCUUAUAUAUGCUAUGAUAUAUAAUUACAAUGUGCUGAUGUUUAUAUUUACAAAAGAAUUAAAUCAAGCAGAUUGUAAAAUAGAAAUAUGUAAUAUAAAAUAUGUGAUAUUUAUAUGGGAUAUAUAAUGAUUAUAAUAAAUACAAAUUUUAUUUUUGCUGUACGAAUAUUCAGUUUUGAUACAAAUG